Molecule: messenger RNA, 1464 nt
Organism: Diaporthe citri
Lineage: Eukaryota; Fungi; Ascomycota; Sordariomycetes; Diaporthales; Diaporthaceae
Exons: 4
Coding region: 1-1464 (487 amino acids)
Source: RefSeq, a predicted model, not a curated record
AUGGGCAUCACCUGGCUGCUCUUCUCAUUAUGCGCCGUCGCCCUCGCCGCGCGCAUCUACAUCCGGUGGACCUGCUUUCGGCACCUCCUCGCCGAGGACUGGCUCAUGCUGGCCACGCUGUGCCUGGUCACCGGCAUCCAGAGUGUCGCGCAGCGCUUCUCCUACGAGAUCUACCGCCUGAUGGCCUGGGUCAACGACCCUAGGACGGUCCCCACCAAGGACCUGCUCGGGUUCCUCAACGACACCGAGUCGAUGCUGAAGGCUGCCGGGUCCUCCAUUAUCCUCUUCAUCUUUGGGUUCUACUGCAUCAAGGUCAACUUCCUGCUGUUCUUCUACCGCCUGGGGAACCGGGUCGGGCGUGUUUUCUGGGUUGUGUGGUGGGUUGUCUUCGCUGUUGUGCUGGCUUGCGGUAUUGCGAGCAUUACAAUGGGUGUGCCCACUUUCCGAUGUCUAUUUGGUAACAUAACGUAUACCCUGACAACGUGCCAAACACAUGGAUAUGAGAACACGUUCUUCACGUACUUCAGGGUAUCUGUGGCACUGGACAUCUUCACAGAUGCACUGAUCAUUGGGUUCCCAGUAUGGAUUCUCUGGGGCGUGCGCAUAAGCCUGCGCAAGAAGCUUGCACUGGGUGCCAUCUUCUCCCUUGUUGGCUUUACCAUUGUUGCGACGGUGCUCCGGGGCGCGUUACUGAGUGAGGUUUUCACCGCGACAACGGCGGGGAAGACAUUUAACAUACCUUGGGUGUGGUUCUGGUUUCACAUUGAAUUUUGUACUGCCUUCAUCGUCGCAUGCCUCGUCUCCUUCCGCUCACUCUUCGUCCACCGCGAACAGAGCUCCGGCGCCGCCCGGCGCGCGGCGGCAGUGCAGCGGCGGCCCAGCAACUACAACCCCUACCCGAGCGGCAGCAGCAGGACGCCGCAGGGGAGCGGCAACGGCAGCAGGGGGGACCUGGGGCGGCUCCGCGGGCGCAUAAAGCUGUUCCAGGACAGCGUGCUGGACACGUGCCGCACGCUCGAGGGCGUCCUCGACGACGGCACCACGCUGGUGGAGAUGUCGCAGCGCUCGCAGCUGGGGCCCGUGGCGGAGGACGAGGCUGGGGUGGUGGGGGCACAGGCCCGGCGUCCUUCUCCGGAUGAGUAUGAGGUCCAAGAAGGGGGACAAGGGGAGGUCGCGGCCGUCGGAGCACCCGCUCACGGUGUUGUUGCGGCUGAGGAUGUGCCGCGGAGAUGGGGGACGGUGUCGACCGCGCGGCUGUCGCUUGAUUCACUUUAUCAACAAGAAACUCGAUCCGUAUCACCGCAGACGGCGGAGUCGCGGCAAGAGGAGCGAAGGAGUAUUGUGGUCUCGGAGCCCUCCCCUUUGGCGCUCAACCCGGUGUAUCCGCCCUGGAGGCGCGGCUCGCUCGACGAAGCGGAACCAGGCGAUGCUGAAAAGGGCGGCGGCAUCCGUCGAGACUAUUGA